Molecule: messenger RNA, 1092 nt
Organism: Malus domestica (apple)
Lineage: Eukaryota; Viridiplantae; Streptophyta; Magnoliopsida; Rosales; Rosaceae
Product: pentatricopeptide repeat-containing protein At3g20730-like
Biological process (GO): cytidine to uridine editing
Molecular function (GO): protein binding
Source: RefSeq, a predicted model, not a curated record
AUGAUCCCUGAUUGCUUCAGCUUGGGUGGUGUGUUGAGAGCUUUAGCCGGAGGUAGUGGUCUUAUGAAGGUGAGUCAAAUACAUGGAUUCAUCAUGCAACUGGGUUUUGGUUCACACAAAUCUUUAAGUGGAUCCCUAAUCGAUGCAUAUGCAAAGUGUGGAAGGCUAGAGAGAGCUCAUAAGAUAUACAGGAGCAUGAUAAAAAAGGACAUUACAUCUUGCACGGCACUGAUAAAUGGAUAUGCAAGAGAAGGUAACUACAGCGGCGAUGUGCUAGACCUCUUUAAAGAAAUAACUCUUACGUGCGUGGCACUUGACAGUGUCAUAUUAUGCUCCAUGCUUAAUGUAUGUGCGAAAGUUGCUUCACUGAUCUUGGGAAGAAAAAUCCAUGCCCUUACUUUUAAACACCAACCUUGUCAUGAUGUGGCCAUGGGAAAUGCUCUCGUUGAUAUGUAUGCAAAAUGCGGAGAAAUUGAAGAUGCUAACCAUGCUUCUGAUGAGAUGGAGGAAAAGAAUGUUAUUUCAUGGACAUCGAUGAUUUCUGGAUAUGGAAGGAAUGGCUUGGGACAUAAGGCAAUUGCUUUAUAUAAAACGAUGGAAUAUGAGGGAUUGCAACCUAAUGAUAUCACAUUCUUGUCUCUUCUCUUUGCUUGUAGCCAUGCUGGACUGACAGUCGAAGGAUGGGAAUGCUUCAAUAUUAUGCUUAGAAAAUACAACAUCUCGCCUCGAUCUGAGCAUUUUUCUUGCAUGGUAGACCUUUAUGCACGUGCAGGUUUGUUAGACGAAGCUUACAAACUUAUGUGUGAUAUGAACAUAAAGCCUAAUUCAGCAGUUUGGGGAGCCAUUCUUGGGGCAUGUAGCAUCCAUGGUAAUAGCUUACUUGGAGAAGUGGUAUCAAUGCAUCUUUGCGAUAUGGAUCCAAAGAAUUCAGUUAACUAUGUUGUUCUAGGAAGCCUAUAUGCUGCAUUUGGUGCAUGGGACAAUGCUUUGGAAACUCGAAAUUUGAUAGAGAAUAGAAGUCUGAAAAAAGAACCAGCGCAGAGCCUUUUAGUAUCCAAAUCAAGUAAAACUGUGCUUUUGCAUGCAACUUAA